This is a messenger RNA of Aspergillus luchuensis, 948 nucleotides long. It is a transcript of the gene SEN34, whose product is annotated as tRNA splicing endonuclease subunit SEN34. NCBI's taxonomy places the organism in Eukaryota, Fungi, Ascomycota, Eurotiomycetes, Eurotiales, Aspergillaceae. Gene Ontology annotation, cellular component: tRNA-intron endonuclease complex. The transcript has a single exon. Bases 1 to 948 code for a protein of 315 amino acids. Gene Ontology annotation, molecular function: tRNA-intron lyase activity; nucleic acid binding. The record is from RefSeq and is a predicted model, not a curated record. Gene Ontology annotation, biological process: tRNA-type intron splice site recognition and cleavage; tRNA splicing, via endonucleolytic cleavage and ligation.
AUGGAUAUCGAACCCACCCUUCCUAUUCCGAUCUCGUAUAUUGGGGGUAGCUACUUUCUCUUCUCAAUUGAUGCAGUUACGUAUGUGAGACGCGAGCAUCACAUUUGCGGCGUCUUAAGCGGCACAUUGCCUCAAAUCCCACAACAGAAUGUCUUCCUGGGCUUGCCCUUGAAGCUAAUGCCGGAAGAGGCCCGGUUGCUCGUGGAGAAAGGUGUAGCAUGCAUUGUAGACGAGGUAAAAGUCCAAAAGGACGGAAUGCGAGCCCUCAUGGAAGAGGAUCGCAAGAAGUAUCUCCGUGAGCUAGAAUCUCAAGGCCAGCAUGCUAUGCGACUACAACACGACCGGAAGGAGCAGCAACGCGAGAAGGCUUUAAAGAAAAUAGAAGAAAAGAAGGCUGCCAAGGCCAAAAAGUCUGCUGAAAAGCAGCAGCAGGAGCAGCCUGACCCUGUUAAUAAUGAGGCUGCUGCUAAAGACCCGGUUGUUGACUUGUUCGCACACGAUCAGCAGUCGUCACGCCGUUCUUCGUCCGCCACUGCUGCUGCUGCUCCCUUUGGCACUGCUAUGGGAGUCACGCCUGCUACGUCUUAUCCGCCUCUUCCGUAUGAGUGGUCUGCUGAGCAGCGACUACCGCUUCCUGAUGUGCCUUCCUCAUACCCUUUGUUCGCUCAUCUUCACUCUGAAGGAUAUUACCUGUCCCCUGGGUUGCGAUUCGGGUGUCAGUAUCUUGCUUAUCCCGGUGAUCCUUUACGGUUCCAUUCCCACUUCUUGAGUGUGUCUGCUGAAUGGGAUGAAGAGUUGGAUUUGAUGAGCAUUGUUGCUGGAGGUCGACUAGGUACUGGUGUGAAGAAGGGUUUCAUGAUUGGGGGAGCUGAGAAGAAGCUCGAGGGAUCGGAGGCUGGGGAUCCCAGUAGUGUGAGGACUUUCAGCAUUGAAUGGGGUGGAAUGUGA